GUGGUCCAGCUCAUCCAACUCUUUCCAACUAUUAAAUCCGUACCCGAUCCAUUCAUGCCUUGCAUUUCCCACUUCUCUACCCGUAUCCUAGAUAACUUCCUUAGGUUGAAGGAUUUCGCAAAAGUCCCGUAGCAAAGUAUGGAUACACUACCCAUGUCUUUUAGUGGUGACGUCCGGAACGACCAAUAUUCUGCAAGCGAGUUCCACGACUCCCAAUUUAUGAUGGAGCAAGGCGACGAAUACCUAUACGCCCAACUUAGCACCGAGCUUAGCAGUUCUUCGAUCGACGCACUGCCAGCAAAAGCUCGCCAAUCGAAAUCUUCGCCUCAGAAAUCGGCCCCCAAUAAAAGAGCCUCGGGAAGACUUGCGGAUCGCCGUGCCAAAGAUCGGUCGACGUCACAAUCCAAAUCGGAUAAAGCUGACUCUUCCGGGUCCGGGUCGUCAAUUCGAUCGUCCGAAACAUCAGAAACUCGCUCGUCACAUCAGACCGUAACGCCGCCAGAUGAUACAAGCGCUUGCACAACGGGUAGGGCGAAUAGUAAACCCAGACAGAACAGGGUUGUGCCACCAAACUCUCCUCCCACUACGGAGACACGGCAACGAACGCAUUACGCAGAUGAUGAUACUGAUCGUAGCAACAACAUGAGCGAAAGGACCAAGUACCUGCAGCGGAAUCGAACCGCGGCGACUAAGUGUCGCCAAAAGAAAAAGGAAUGGGUGACUGAGCUAGAAGAAAUGAAGGUUGACCUAGAAAACCAGCAUAAUCACCUUCAAAAAGAGUUUAACGACUUGAAAAAUGAGGUUACUCUUGUAAAGUCGCAGCUCAUGGAUCAUUCCGGUUGCAACGAUUCCAAUAUCAACAAAUGGAUCGAAAAUGAAGCCAAGAAAUUUGUCUUGGGAACGAGCGAAAAAUACGACCAGAUGCUGGCUCAUUUAGGCCACAGUCCUAGACAUAUUAUUAGCCGUCAGGACAGCUUCUCUUCCACCGCAGGAUAUCAGACUGCACAUGAUGCAGAAAUUAUUAGCCCAGUGACUCCGUCACAUCCAUUCCAAUCCGGGGGUUUUUUACCAAGUCCAUCUAUACUCUACGGUUCGGAUCUAACGCCGAACUUCCCUCAGGUCGCAGCAUCAGACUCACACGAAGAGCCCUAUCCGAUGGAUGCCCUGCAUGAUACGAUGGCCGAAGACAUCACGGCUUUCCAUAAUAUGCCGAUGACGGAGCCAUUUGAAAAUCCCAUUAUUCUUACAAACUGAUUCGGAAGUGUUCCAAACCCGAGGGAAAACUCACCUGAGGCCGUAAGGUGGUAUAGUCAUACGCCAGAGCGUUCAAGCUGAAUGUCGUUCUCUUGCAAAUCUUGUUGACGGACGAAAUAUAUUAUAGUUGGCAAUACUGGUGCACAUAUCUGAUGAAAACGGUGGAUGGUAGUCUAGUACGAAUGGCGUCUGUGUUUCCG
Molecule: messenger RNA, 1454 nt
Organism: Daldinia vernicosa
Lineage: Eukaryota; Fungi; Ascomycota; Sordariomycetes; Xylariales; Hypoxylaceae
Exons: 1
Coding region: 139-1254 (371 amino acids)
Biological process (GO): regulation of transcription by RNA polymerase II
Molecular function (GO): DNA-binding transcription factor activity, RNA polymerase II-specific; RNA polymerase II cis-regulatory region sequence-specific DNA binding
Source: RefSeq, a predicted model, not a curated record